AUGUUCGGCGGCGCGCUCUGCAACUCGACUGAGCGCCGCGCCGUAGCCCACAUGGCGUUGCGCGGCACGCCCGUGUCUCUGAACGGGCAAGGGCUCGAGAAGCUCGCCGCGGGCGUGCUGCAGAAGGUGUUCCGCUUCGCGGAAAGUGUGCGCAGCGGCGAGACGCGCGGGAUCUCGGGCCGCCGGCUUGUGAACGUGGUCUGCGUCGGAAUCGGCGGCAGCUACCUGGGGCUCGACUUCGUGCGCACGGCGCUCGAGACUUCGAAGGACGGCUGCGCCAGCUGCAGCGGGCUGCGGCUGCGACUGCUCUCGAACGUCGACCCAGUCGACGCGUUCCGCACGCUGCGCGACCUCGACGCGGCCGAGACGCUCGUCGUCGUCAUCAGCAAGACUUUCACGACCGCGGAAACCAUGCUCAACGCAAACGUCGCGAAGGAGUGGCUCGCGCAGCGGCUCGGCGCGGCCGCCGUGCCGCAGCACUUCUGCGCCGUCUCGACUGCCGUCGACAAAUGCGCCGCCUUCGGCAUCCAAGCGGAGCGCGUCUUCGAGUUUUGGGACUGGGUCGGCGGCCGCUACAGCGUGACCUCCGCAGUCGGCGUGCUGCCGCUCGCGCUGUACUUUGGCCCGCCGGUCGUGCAACAGUUCCUCGCUGGCGCGCGCGCGGGGGACGAGGACGUGCUGCGCAACCGCGUCGCGAGUGUCGCGGCGCGGCUCGCGCUGGUCACGGUGUGGAACGCGGUCUACCUUAAGUUCGGCUGUCUCGCAGUGCUGCCAUACGCGCAGUGUCUCGCGCGCUUCCCCGCGCACGUGCAGCAGCUCUCGAUGGAGUCGAACGGGAAACGCGUAACGAAGGACGGCGUGCCGUUCCCGGAUCUUUCGCUCUCCGGCGAGAUCGUCUUUGGCGAGCCGGGCACCAACGGGCAGCACUCGUUUUACCAAAUGAUCCACCAGGGCCGCGUGAUACCGUGCGACUUCAUCGGCUUCUGCAAGUCGCAGACGAAUUUAAAAAUCGCAGGCGAGCGCCUGAGUCUGCACGACGAGCUGAUGAGCAACUUUUUCGCGCAGCCGGACGCGCUGGCCUUCGGAAAGUCCGCCGAGCAGCUUGCCGCGGAAGGCGUCCCGGCGGAGCUCGUUCCACACAAGGUCUUCACUGGCAACCGGCCGAGCCUGAGCCUGCUCUUCCGCGAGGCCGCGAACGCGCACAACGUCGGACUGCUGCUCGCGAUCUACGAACACCGCGUCGCAAUCUACGGCUUUUUGAUGGGCAUGAAUUCGUUCGACCAGUGGGGCGUCGAACUCGGCAAGGUGCUCGCCAAGAACGUCAAGGCUGCGCUGGAAAAGUCGCGGCAACAGCUCUCCAGCUGCUUUCUGCUGCAGAUGGCCGACGACUCGAUCGAGGGCAAAAUCCGCACGAUCGGCCGCGGCUCGUACGGGACCGUGAUCCUCGUCGAGAACAAGGAAACGCACCAGCGCUUCGCGUGCAAGUGGAUCCCGAAGAACAAGUUCCGCGCGGGCCGGCUCGAAAAGUUCCGCACCGAGAUCAAACUGAUGCGCCGCUGCGACCACCCGAACAUCGUCAAAAUUUUCGAGUACUACGAAGACGCGGAGGACUUCUACCUGAUCGAAGAGAGCUGCCCCGGCGGCGAGCUGUUCGACUUUCUGACCGGCCCGCACUACUUCGCGAACGUCGACAGCGGCACGCGCGAAGGCGGCCGCGCGAUCGAAAAGCGCGCCGCCGGCAUCAUGCUGCAGCUGCUCAACGGGAUCAACUACUUGCACCUGCGCGGCAUCGUGCACCGCGACAUCAAGCCCGAGAACAUCCUGCUCGCGGAGCCGAACGACGUCAGCGUGCUGAAGAUCAUCGACUUCGGGCUCAGCAGCAAGAUUUUGCCGGAGGCGGCAAUGAAGGACCAGCUCGGCACGCCGUACUACAUCGCGCCCGAGGUGCUCGCGCGCAACUACGACUUCAAGUGCGACAUCUGGUCGCUCGGCGUGGUGCUCUACAUUUUGAUCUGCGGCAAGGCGCCGUUCAACGGGCCCACCGACGAAGCCGUGAUUCAAAAAGUGCGCGAAAAGAAGUACGCAAUGAACGACGCGGUCUGGGCGCACGUCUCGCCGGAGUGCAAAGACUUGAUUGCGCACAUGAUCGUCUCGCCGGCCGAGCAGCGCUACACAGCCGCCGAGUGUCUGCAGCACCCGUGCUAG
This is a messenger RNA of Dermatophagoides pteronyssinus (European house dust mite), 2205 nucleotides long. Its product is annotated as glucose-6-phosphate isomerase, cytosolic A-like. The record is from RefSeq and is a predicted model, not a curated record. NCBI's taxonomy places the organism in Eukaryota, Metazoa, Arthropoda, Arachnida, Sarcoptiformes, Pyroglyphidae.